Molecule: messenger RNA, 2226 nt
Organism: Elgaria multicarinata webbii
Lineage: Eukaryota; Metazoa; Chordata; Lepidosauria; Squamata; Anguidae
Gene: SAMD8
Product: sterile alpha motif domain containing 8
Exons: 6
Coding region: 122-1375 (417 amino acids)
Biological process (GO): ceramide biosynthetic process
Cellular component (GO): plasma membrane; endoplasmic reticulum membrane; Golgi membrane
Molecular function (GO): protein binding; ceramide cholinephosphotransferase activity; sphingomyelin synthase activity
Source: RefSeq, a predicted model, not a curated record
CUGCUGCUGCGGCUGCCCGGGUGAUGGGGAAGGCUCGCCGGCGCGGGGGACGAAGCCCCAUGGCUCGGACUCCCUCUGCCAACACGUAGCGGGGCCCCCGCGCUGUCAGCAGGUAGAGAAAAUGGAAGGCAACAGCCAACUUUGCAUUCAACGUUGGUCUACGAGGCACGUAGCCAAAUGGUUGAAGGAAGAAGGCUUUUGUGAGUAUGUGGACGUUUUGUGUGAUAAACACAGACUGGAUGGGAUGACACUAUUGACCCUGACUGAAUAUGACUUGAGAUCUCCACCUCUGGAAAUCAAGAUUCUAGGUGAUAUCAAAAGGCUCAUGUUGUCAAUACGGAAAUUACAAAAGCAUCAUAUUGAAGCUUUGGAAGAGCUCGGUUAUAACAGUGACAGUCCCAUUGGUUCACUGUCACCUGGGAUCGGCUCUCUGCAAGGAACAAACUGGUUUUGUAACGGUGAAGUGCAACGGGAUUGUGAUGACUGCGAGCCUGUUGCUGACUUGAAUGCUGAGCAGUAUCAGUAUGCAAAUGGGAAAAACAAGCAUUCUAUGCGAAGACUGAACCCAGAGUACUGGAAGACGGCUUUGAGUUGUAUAUAUGUUUUCAUUGUGUUUGGCUUCACAUCAUUUGUCAUGGUCAUUGUGCAUGAGCGAGUCCCCGACAUGCAGACAUAUCCACCGCUGCCAGACAUAUUUCUAGACAGUGUUCCUAGGAUACCAUGGGCUUUUGCCAUGACAGAAGUGUGUGGAGUCAUUCUCUGCUAUAUCUGGUUGCUUGUUCUCCUCCUUCACAAACACAGAUCUAUCCUUUUACGACGGUUAUGCAGUCUUAUGGGUACUGUGUUCUUAUUGCGUUGUAUUACAAUGUUCGUGACCUCACUAUCUGUGCCAGGUCAACAUUUGCAAUGUUCUGGAAAGUUGUAUGGCAAUGUAUGGGCAAAACUUCAGCGAGCCUUUGCCAUUUGGAGUGGGUUUGGCAUGACGCUAACAGGAGUGCAUACCUGCGGAGACUACAUGUUCAGCGGCCAUACUGUUGUCUUGACUAUGCUAAACUUCUUUGUCACUGAAUAUACACCAAGAAGCUGGAACUUCUUGCACACUUUGUCCUGGGUGCUGAAUCUCUUUGGAAUCUUCUUCAUUUUGGCUGCACAUGAACAUUACUCCAUUGAUGUCUUCAUUGCCUUCUAUAUCACCACAAGACUAUUUUUGUACUAUCACACACUGGCUAAUACAAGAGCCUAUCAACAAAGCAGGAGGGCCAGGAUUUGGUUCCCCAUGUUCUCUUUUUUUGAAUGCAAUGUAAAUGGUACAGUUCCAAAUGAGUAUUGCUGGCCCUUCUCAAAACCAACGAUAAUGAAAAGAUUAAUUGGCUAAACAGUUUUAAUUCACGUCUGUGUGAAGUAUUUGUGACUAACUUUCUUCAAGAACGGCUGGAUGAAAACAGUUUCUUUUUACCUUUGUGACCUUCCUUGGCCUUGUUUGUUCUCUCUCAGCCACAAGGCUAAGAGAUGCACCAGUCACCCUUCCUUAAAUAUGUAGGCAAAGUUGUAAGGAAGUUCUGCAUAAAAGUGGUAAAGUUAUAAUUUGCUCAUUUGGAAGGCUUCAAAUUGUCCUUUGCUGACUUUGGAUCUAGAUGACAUCAAGUAUUACCUAGUUAGUUAUUGUGUCUCCAACAAAUACUAACACAAGUGUCAUACUUCUAAAAUAAAUGUCAAAUGGGAAUAAGGUGUGUGUGAGGACGGAAACAGUCACCUGAUGAAAACAGCCUGAAAGCCUUUAGUAUGAGAAAUACAUGCUGUGUGUGAUGGCACGAGAGGGACAGAGUAACAAAAUAACAACCAUGAAUAGGGCUUAAUUGACUUUAGAAUAAAGGAUAUCAAGCUGUUCUACCAUCCACAGGGUUUUCCUUGUUUACAUUUAAAUAAAUGGUAAGAAAUAAAUAUUUUAUCUCUUGAAGUGAGGUUGUUCUAGUUUUCGUGCCACAACUCUUUCAACAUAGUAUUAAACACUUAAAUCUGUGCAUGCUUUUAAAAUGCUGUUCUUAGAAAAAUAAUACCAUUAAAUUCGGUCAAUAGGAGGCAAUGUCUCAUUGAACAAAAGAAAGAUGUGACGUUUUUAUUUUUUUAUUAUUUUGUUGAAGCAACUGGCAAGGCAUUGGACAAUAGUUUUUUUGGAAAUAUUGUUAAUAAUAAUCUGUGUUCUCCCCUUUCACUACAAUAAUCUGA